AUGGCAGGCCGCGCCGGCGGCGGCCGCCGGCCACGCGCCGUCUUCAUGGCCUUCGGCACUCAAGGCGACGUCUUCCCCAUCGCAGCGCUUGCUGCAGCUUUUGGGCGUGACCAGCAGGAGUAUGCUGUGGUGUUCAUCACUCAUUCCGCGCACCGGAGUUUGUCAGCACAUCUAGCGGCCAGCAAUGUCAGAUACAUGCCUGUGUCAAGUCCGCCUGUCCUCGCUGCCGAACAGGUAGAGAAUAUCUCAAGCGAUUCUAUUCAAUCAAAUCAUGAGCGUGAGUCCUUUUCAAUGCGGAAAAAAGCCAUUCAGAUGGAGCACAGGAAAGAAUGCUUGUCUUCUAUUGAAGAAGUUUUUGGAAACGAUCCAAGCAUCAGUGGGGAUUUUAUUGUGAUCAAUUUCUUUGCUUUGGAAGGUUGGCACCUCGCAGAACUAUUCCAAGUAAAGUGUGUCAUUGCUGCUCCCUAUUUUGUUCCGUAUAGUGCUCCUACAUCAUUUGAACGUCAAUUUAAACAAAAUUUUCCUCUACUGUACAAGUACUUCCAAGAAGCUCCUGCAAACACGGUCUGCUGGACUGACAUUAUCGACUGGAUGUGGGCACUCUUCACGGAAAGUUGGGGAUCAUGGAGAAAUGAUUGUCUGAAUCUUAGCCCUAUUCCUUUCACAGAUCCAGUAACCAAUCUUCCUUUGUGGCAUGUGCGAGAGGAGUCACCUUUAUUACUGUAUGGUUUCAGCAAAGAAAUUGUGGAGUGCCCAGGAUAUUGGCCAUUCAAUGCUCAUGCUUGUGGCUUUUGGUUUCUUCCUAUGGCUUGGCAAUUUUCUUGUGACAAAUGCAUGGAGUUGUCUGGAAAUACCAAUUCUUCAUCUGGCGGUAUGUUGUGUGCAAACCAUUUUUCCCUGGAACACUUCCUGACAAGGAAUGCUUAUUCAUCAAGACCUAUAUUUGUAGGAUUAAGUUCCAUUGGUAGAAUGGGCUUUCUUAGAAAUCCUAAAGCAUUUUUAGUGGUGCUUAAGGCUGCCAUAGAGUCAUCAGACUAUAGAUUCAUCCUUUUUUCAUCUGGAUACAAGCCAUUGGAUUCUGCAAUCCAAUCCAUUGCUUCAUCAGAAAAUGAAUCAAGAGGCGUGGAGUCACCUUCUCUUGGUGGUGACAGCACUCUCCUUUUUAAUGGCCAUCUUUUCUGCUUUUUAGGAUCAAUACCGUACAGUUGGCUUUUUCCUAGAUGUGCAGCUGCUAUUCACCAUGCUGGCAGUGGAUCUACAGCUGCAGCACUACUUGCUGGAAUCCCUCAGGUAACAUGUCCUUUCCUGCUGGACCAAUUUUACUGGGCAGAGAGGCUACAUUGGUUAGGAGUGGCGCCUGAACCCCUACAAAGACAAAAUCUAGUCCCAGAUAAUGAUGACGCCUUGAGCAUCCACAAUGCUGCCGAUGUGCUAGUUGGAGCUAUCAGAUCAGCUUUAUCACCAGAAAUCAAAACUCAGGUGGCCAGAAUUGCUGAUAGGCUUUCUUUUGAGGAUGGGAUUGGAGAAGCCCUCAGGAUCUUGAAGGAUGCCAUGAUAUCUGUGUGGCAGUAG
Messenger RNA from Miscanthus lutarioriparius, 1572 nucleotides. Lineage: Eukaryota; Viridiplantae; Streptophyta; Magnoliopsida; Poales; Poaceae. The record is from the annotation of a GenBank genome assembly.